This is a messenger RNA of Lucilia sericata (common green bottle fly), 980 nucleotides long. RefSeq lists its product as uncharacterized. NCBI's taxonomy places the organism in Eukaryota, Metazoa, Arthropoda, Insecta, Diptera, Calliphoridae. The transcript has 2 exons. The record is from RefSeq and is a predicted model, not a curated record. The coding region runs from base 466 to 696 and encodes 76 amino acids.
AUUUACAAAACUGUAUUGUAUUCUUGAGUGUCUGUGGCGCUUGAUUCUAAAAAAGACUCAGUCAGUCCAGCAGCCUUUAGUAUAAAAAAAAAAUAAUUUUGUGUUGUGAUAUAAAAACGUGUGCUUUAGAAAUCAUCCAGUCAAUUAUCAUUGUAAAACGAGACUGAAAACAGCCAGAGACACAAUAGUGUAAUCAAAACAAAACACAUAUAAUAUAAAAAAAUAUUAAAAAUAAAAUAUAUUUCAAAAAAAAGCUAAAGUUAAAAAAAACUAAAGAAAAGAAAUUAAAAUAAAAAGAAUUUUACUUCCGUAUAAAAACCAUAAACAUAAAAUAAAGAUUAUUUUUCAACAAAUACUAAAAAAAAUCAAAAGUGAAAUUUAAUUAAAAAAUUGCAACCGAAAAAAAAUACAUAACCUGUAAACUUUUGCCUUUAAAAUCAAAAACUAUAUAAAUUGUAUAUAAAAAUGUUGGCAAAAAGAUUUCAUUUGUUAGUUAUAUUAGUUUUUACUAUUAUCCUUUUACUGCCAGUCGGUCAAUGUGGCCCGGUGCCAAGAGUGAAUGAGCAAGAGAUGUUAAUGCCCAAAGUACCACAAUCACAUUGUCUACGCUACUUCAAACAUGAUGUUCUAAUGAGAAGACGUUGUCGUCAUAUACGUGUACCCAUAAUGCCCAGAUUGGGCGAUCUGAAUAAGUGAGAUUACUGAUAGAAAAGUUUUUUAUAGCAACUACUGUUGCCAUUUAAAUAUAAAAAUUAAGCAAAAAGCUUGAGAUACAAUUUUGAUUAUUUUAAACAACAUAUUUUAAUUGUAAACUUGUUAAAAUGACUGAUACCAAACAUACAUAAGUAGUAGUUGAUAUUUAAAAUAAUGAAAAUAUAAAAGAAAUUUUAGUAAAAAUUUGAUACAUUUUUUAUAAAGUAACUUAAAUAUUCACUGUUCAUAAAUUUGUAGCAAAAAGUUAUAAACCAAAAAAGAAAAUA